Molecule: messenger RNA, 1500 nt
Organism: Pteropus alecto (black flying fox)
Lineage: Eukaryota; Metazoa; Chordata; Mammalia; Chiroptera; Pteropodidae
Gene: PRDM7
Product: PR/SET domain 7
Exons: 10
Coding region: 1-1500 (499 amino acids)
Biological process (GO): regulation of DNA-templated transcription; positive regulation of reciprocal meiotic recombination
Cellular component (GO): nucleus
Molecular function (GO): histone H3K4 methyltransferase activity; protein binding; recombination hotspot binding
Source: RefSeq, a predicted model, not a curated record
AUGAGGCCUGACAGAUCUCCAGAAGAGAGCCCUGUGGGAGACACAAGGAGGCUAGGGCGUAAGCCCAAGUCCAAAGAUGCAUUCAAAGAUGUUUCCAUACACUUCUCCAAGGAAGAAUGGACAGAGAUGGGAGACUUGGAGAAAAUUCGUUCCAAGAAUAUGAAAAGGAACUAUGAUACGCUUCAGGCCAUAGGUCUCAGAGCCCCUCGACCGGCCUUCACUUGUCACCGCAGGAAAGCCGUCAAACCCCAAGUGGAUAAUAUUGAGGAUUCUGAUGAAGAAUGGACUCCAAGGCAUCAAAGAGAAGGGCCAGGAGGAGUUAGAGGUACUGUUCUGAAACUUAACUUGGGUUUAGGUCUGAGCUGCAUCUCAGGUUGUGGCUUUGAACAGGCUCAGAAACCACUGUCGUCUCCUGGAGAAGCAGAUGCCCCUGAACAGCACUCAAAUGCCAACUUAGAACUCAGAAGAAAGGGGACUGAAGUGAAGAUGUAUAGCCUCCGAGAAAGGACGGGCCAUGUGUACCAAGAGGUCAGCGAGCCCCAGGAUGAUGACUACCUGUAUUGUGAGAAGUGUCAGAACUUCUUUGUCGACAGCUGUACUGCCCAUGGGCCCCCCACAUUUGUAAAGGACAGUAAGGUGGACAUGGGGCAUCCCAACCGCUCAGCCCUCACUCUGCCCCCUGGCCUGAGAAUCGGGCCAUCGGGCAUCCCUGAGGCUGGGCUUGGAGUCUGGAAUGAGGCGUCCGAUCUACCACUGGGUCUGCUCUUUGGCCCCUAUGAGGGCCAGGUCACAGAGGAUGCAGAGGCAGCCAACAGUGGAUACUCCUGGCUGAUCACGAAAGCGAGAAACUGCUAUGAGUAUGUCGAUGGGAAGGAUGAGUCCCGUGCCAAUUGGAUGAGGUAUGUGAACUGUGCCCGGGAUGAUGAAGAGCAGAACCUGUUGGCUUUUCAGUAUCACAGGCAGAUUUUCUACCGAACCUGCCGGGUCAUCAGGCCGGGCUGUGAAUUGCUGGUCUGGUAUGGUGACGAGUAUGGCCAGAAGCUGGGUAUCACCUGGGGCAGCAAGAAGAAAAGAAAGCUAGUAUCAGGGGGAGGGUUCCCAGAGCUAGUAAUUCAUUGUGAACAUGAUGAUCAGAAUCAUACUCUUGAGCAGCUUAAGCAGAAUCAAAAACAGAGAUCCAUCCAUGUCCAUCCUGUUCUCUGGCAUUCUCCAGUCAGAAAUUGCUCCACCAGCAUGUGGAACACAGUCAUCUCUCUCAAAACCCUCCAGGAACACCUGCGAGAAAACAGCCGCAGUUGGAGGAGCCCUGCCCAGAGAGUCAGAAUCAGCAGCAGGAGCAGCAUACUGACCCACACAGCUGGAAUGACAAAGCUCAAGGUCAAGAGGUCAAAGAAAAGUCCAAACUUUUACUUGAAAGGAUCAGGCAGAGGAAGAUUUCUAGGGCCUUUUCUAAACCCCACAAUGGACAGAUGGGGAGCUCUAAGCAAUGUGAGAGAAUGA